GGGGUGUUCGUCGUAGCUGUUAGCUACAGCUAGCACUAUUGCAGGCACUAUAUGCGCUGGCAAAGCGGUGUGAUAACUUUUUAGCUCCGGCGUCUUUCUUAUAUGCACGCUUGGGGGGAUACCUUAUUAAUUUCUUUCUAUAAGUGAAAGAAACAACAGCAGCAGCCGUGCCCCGUCGUGUGUCAACCCCCAGCGGAGCUGUCAUGUGGCAGGAGGCCCGCAAACAUGAGCGCAAAUUGCGCGGCAUGAUGGUGGACUACAAGCGCCGUGGGGAACGAAGGCGGGAAUACUAUGAGAAAAUUAAAAAGGACCCAGCUCAGUUCCUGCAGGUUCACGGCCGUGCUUAUAAAAUCCACCUCGAUCCGGCUGUAGCCUUGGCUGCUGAAAGUCCAGCUAACAUGAUGCCUUGGCAGGGAGACACCAACAAUAUGAUUGACAGGUUUGAUGUGAGGGCUCACCUGGACUACGUACCUCCUUAUACACCUUCACUCAUGAGCACCACGACUCCAGAGCAGGAGAGUGAGGAGAGGAAAUGUAAUUACGAACGUUACCGAGGCUUGGUGCAGAAUGACUUCGCUAGCAUCUCUGAGGAGCAGUGUUUGUAUCAGAUAUAUGUGGAUGAGCUGUAUGGUGGCCUGCAGAAACCAAAUGAGGAUGAAAAGAAAAAGCUUGCUGAAAAGAAGGCUCAGAUUGGCUACACGUAUGAGGACAGUACAGUCACGGAAACUGACGCACGGUCAGAUAAAGGGGAUGAGGAUAACUCUGAGAAUAGCGAGUCUGAGGAGGAUGAAGUCAUUCCUGAUAUCGAUGUCGAGGUGGAUGUGGACGAACUUAACCCAGAGCAGGUGAUGGAGCUGAACAAGAUGGCCACUCCUUAUGGCAUGGCGGAAGGAGACUUUGUCUGGAUGUUGAGAAAGGACAAGGAGGAAGUGGAGGCCAUAAAGCAUGCCAAAGCGCUGGAGGCAGAGAAGGCUAUGUACUCAGGCCGGCGCUCACGCAGACAGAGGAGAGAGUUCAGAGAAAAGUAUAUGAAAGGCCGACAAAUCAGCCCUCCAAGUUAUGCCAGGCGAGACAGUCCGACCUAUGACCCCUAUAAGCGGCCUCAGUCUGAGUCAAGCUCAGAGUCACGCUCUCACUCGCGCUCUCCAGGUGCCGAAAAGAUCACCUUCAUCACCAGUUUUGGGGGCAGUGAAGACGAGGGCACUGCAGCUGCACAAGCCCCACCUACUGCCCAGUCAACCCAUGCUCCUUCCAACCCUGCAGGUCAUAGCAGGGGCUCCCGAAGGAGACGCUCCUCCUCCAGCCGGUCCUCCUCCUCCUCACGUUCUUCAUCACGACACUCAUCUCGUUCUUCUUCGCGGUCCCGGCGCAGUAGGCGUGCACACGGAGGCCGCGAUAGAGAUGGACGCCGUUCCCGCUCACACUCCCGCAACCGCUCGCACUCUCGGUCAUGGCAACGUGGAAGACGAGGAAGCAGCUCUAGGAGAAGGUACGAGAGAACGCGCUCUCGCUCCACAGACAGGGACAGAGAUAGAGGAAGGCACUACACAUCACGGAGAAGAACCAGGUCCCGGUCUCGCUCUCGCUCAGGUGAUCGUGGUCGCCGUGGUGGCCGGAGUUCUGGGUACAAGAGAGGUGCCAGCAGCAGCCGAAGCCCAUCUCGCUCACUUCCUGCCAGUCACAGCCCCUCCCCUUCCUCUCGCUCUGCCCAUCCUGCCGCCACUGCUGUACCUGAUAAACAGAGAAAGCCUGAAACUCCGGGUGGUAAAGAGACGGGAGCUGCCAAACCCAAGUUGACCCCCCAAGAGAAGCUGAAGCUGCGCAUGCAGAAGGCCCUCAACAAGCAGUGCAAGGCGGAUAAGAAGGCAGCACAGGUUAAAAUCCAGCAACAGGAGCAUAAGCGGCAGGAACGAGAAGGAGUGCUGAGAGCAAUGGCACGCAAAAUUCGCAUGAAGGAGCGAGAGCGGAGAGAGAAAGAGAGGGACGAGUGGGAAAGGCAGUAUGGCCGCCAAAGUCGCUCGCCUUCACCCAAUUCCAAAUACAGUCGGGAUUAUGGCUCAUACAGAAGGAGGUCCCGAUCCAGAUCAAGGAGUCCAUACUAUCGGUACUGAACACCAAUCCAGUUACUGUGAGAGGACCGUGGACUUAGGAAGAAGCAAACAGGCAGACUAUUUAAGGCACAUAUAUGAAAAGAAAACUGACGGGUAGUUAGAAGUAAUCUGGCUCCUAGCCCUGCCUUCUAUUUUAAGGUCAGAAUACCCUGUGGUAUAUAAGUGAAUGUCUGAUUUCAACAAACACGCAUUUUUCUCUCUUGUCCUGUUACUCAUCAGAGAAUACAGAGGUACAGAAAUAUCUUACCUCUUAAGAAUAUUCUCCUCAUGGAGUAAAAAGUCCAUUUAUGAAUGUGAAUUGCUUUUGCAGAGAGGUUAGGUGUAUAUAGGAUUAACUCGGUCCGGUCUGUUUUGUACAUUUUGAUCGACUUUUCCCAUCACAGAAAUGAGAAUUGUCUAAAAGGAACAUAAAUGUGUAUUAAAGACCCAGACUCACCUUUGUAUACAAUAUAUUCAUCCAAGAAUGUCUCUGAAUUUCACUCACACUGUAAAUAUCAGUCAACGCCAGUGCUGUUUUACCCAGAAUAGACUGCAAUAUGCUCAAUUCUGAAACGCUUAAAUAAAAUGCUUUCAAAGUA
This is a messenger RNA of Tachysurus vachellii, 2689 nucleotides long. It is a transcript of the gene clasrp, whose product is annotated as CLK4-associating serine/arginine rich protein. NCBI's taxonomy places the organism in Eukaryota, Metazoa, Chordata, Actinopteri, Siluriformes, Bagridae. The record is from RefSeq and is a predicted model, not a curated record. Bases 204 to 2111 code for a protein of 635 amino acids. The transcript is spliced from 21 exons.